AGACCUCUCCGAGAUGUCAGGUAUUAGUGCGGAGGGGCAGAUCUGCGAGCCACACGGCAGCUCCCGGGUCUACGGUACAUUAGGCUCUCCGUGGGAGAGGGAUCCCAGACAGCUCUGCUGGGGAGCCAGCCCAGGAGAUUUGUUCGCGGGCUGCUCCGGGGGAUACCCGCCACCUCCGGCACCCGAGCGCCAAAGGUGCCUGUGCUGCUGCUGCUGCUGCUGCUGGCGCAUUUCAGCCAAACUCCAGCCGGAGCCAGGGCAAGUUGAGCCGGAGACAUCGGAGCCGCUGUGCCUGGGAGACGCCGGGGCGCACGGGCAGCGCGGCGGCACCAUGCCUGCGAUCAAGAAGGAGCGACUUGACAGGGAGGAGAUGGCCCUGGCAGCCUUCAACCAGCCCAUGGAAACCUUACCUGACUACCUCGCGCCUCUGGCCGCCGCUGCCAUGCCGGUGGUCGCCCCGCACCCGCCGGCUUACGAGCAGAUCUUCGCCCACCGCGCGUACCUGGGCUUCCAGCAGCCCCACCACCCCCACCCGCACCACCCCCACCACCUCCCCGAGGACCUGAUGCUGGAGAGGUUCUCCUCCAUCCCGGAUUUCCAGCCCUUCUUUGACAACGGGGAGCCGUGCAUCGAGGUGGAGUGCGGGGAGAACAAGGCGCUGCUCUACAUCAAUAAGUUGUGCCAAGGGAGCAAAGGACCCUCGAUCCGCUACCGGGGAGAGUGGCUCACCCCCAACGAGUUCCAGUUCGUCAGCGGCAGGGAGACGGCCAAGGACUGGAAGCGCAGCAUCAGGCACAAAGGGAAAAGUUUGAAGACUCUUAUGUCCAAAGGAAUCUUACAGGUACAUCCUCCAAUCUGUGAUUGCCCUGGGUGUCGAAUUUCGUCUCCAGUGAACCGGGGCCGCCUGGCAGAGAAGAGGAGCAUCCCCCUGCCCCCCAGCAGGCUCCCCAAGAAAGAGCUGGGCUCCACCUUCCCCCACAGCGAGGACAGCCAGGAGAGCGACCAGAGCAAUGGGCAGCAGCCCGAGGUGAAGCAGGAGGAGGACCUGCACAUCAGUAUCAUGAAAAGAAGGAUUCACACCCACUGGGAUCUGAACAUCUCCUUCCGAGAGACCUCCUGCAGCCGCGACAGCGACCUGUCCACCAUCAUCUCCAACCUGCACCAGAGCCGCCAGCUCGUUAUGCCAGAGAGCCAGAGCCGCUGUGAGUUCAAGAGGAACCCCCUGGACGUGGGGCUGGCAGCAGCAGAUGAAAUUUUAGGCAAGAGAAGAGUAUGUUCUCCCAACAGCAGCAGUGAGUGUCCUUUGGAGAGCAAGAAAGCCCGAAGUGAGUCCCCGAAGGAGACGUCGCAGACGCCGGUGCUGGAGGAGGUGGCUCAGAUGACCCCGGAGGAGCACUACAGGCGCAUGAUGUCGGCGCUCAACGAGCACGGCGCCUUCGAGGAGCAGCAGCAGCAGCGCCUCUACCAGCUGGCCAACAGCAUGGCAGUGCCCAGCCACGGAGAUCUGCUCCGGGCGCGGCAGGAGGUGGCGGCGGCGGCGGCGCGGACCCCGGGCGCGAUGGAGGCGCACAUCCCCCCGGCCGGCAACUCGUCCAGCCAGCGCAGGAAGCAGGGCCUGCCCCAGCACCGGGACAGCCACUUCCCCGACAGGGAGAUAUCCCACCCACCGCCUCUGCUGUCGCCCCAGAACGCUCCCCACAUCGCCCUGGGGCCCCACCUGAGACCUCCCUUCCUCGGGGUGCCUUCAGCGCUGUGCCAGACGCCAGGUUACGGCUUCCUCCAGCCGGCACAGGCCGAGAUGUUCGCGCGGCAGCAGGAGAUGCUACGGAAGCAAAACCUGGCCAGGCUGGAGAUGUCGGCCGAGCUGAUCCGCCAGAAGGAGCUGGAGACCCUUCACCGGCAGCGCCUGCUGGCCGCGGACCCCCUGAGCCUGCACCCGGGGCUGCCCCCGGACCACCCCGCGCUGCGCAGCGUGCACGACGUCCCCGAGGGCCACGCGCUGCGCGACGAGCUGUCCCGGCGCAACGCCAUGCUGGUGCUGCGCCACAACAACGCCCCGCUGCUGUCGCUGGCGCCCGGCGGCGCCGCCACGCCGCCCAAGGAGCAGCCCCGGCGGGCGGGCGGCGGCCGCAAGGCCUCGCAGCCCCGCGCCGAGCCACCGGGCCCCGGCGAGGCCCGGGAGCCGCGCGCCAGGGACGGCGCCCAGGACUGUAACGACGACGAGAUGAAGGACUCGGAGAGCGACGCCGAGGACAAGGCCGAGGGGCUGAAGGGCGAGGGCGGCGCGGGAGCGGAGCCCAAGGAGGGCAAGGACGGCGCGGGGAAGGCGGGCGAGGGGGCCAAGGAGGCGGGCGAGGCGGGCGCGGCCUCCUCCAGCGCCGAGUCGCCCAGCCACCUGCUGGGGCCCGGCGUGGGCAAGGCCGAGGUGAAGUACCUGCCCCCCGCCUCGCUGCCCGCGCCCCAGCCGCUGCCCUUCGGCUUCCCCUACACCAUGAGCCCCUACUUCCACGCAGGCACCAUGGGAGGUCUGUUUUUGGACGGGGAGGAGAGCCCAGCACUGGAGGACAUCAGCAAAUGGACAGUGGAGGAUGUCUGCAGCUUCGUGUCCAACUUGUCUGGCUGCACUGAGUACACUCAGGUAUUCCGAGAGCAGGCCAUCGACGGGGAGACCCUGCCCCUCCUGACAGAAGAGCACUUACUGAACAACAUGGGGCUCAAGCUGGGACCCGCCCUGAAGAUCAGGUCACAGGUGGCCCGGCGCCUGGGCCGGGUGCUGUGCAUGGGCGCGCUGCCGCUGCCGCCGCUGCGGGGCCCCGAGCGGGAGGCGGCCCCGGGCGAGCCCCGGCCCUCCUCCACCGGCUCCACCUCGCCCUUCGUGCCCGCCAGCCGCGGCUCCCCGAGGCCCGAGAACGGCAGCGCGGCCCCGCUCGGAGACAAAGCCCCGUCCUAACCCGGCACGGAGAGCAGCAGCGCUGGAGGAAGGGAAGGAUUCUUGGUUUUUUUAAAAAAAUUUUGGAUGUAUUUGCUUUUUUUUUGUUGUUGUUGUUUGGGGAAAAUAAAGAAGCACGGAGAAUUUUGAACUGUCAAGAAAAAAAAAAAUAAUGAAAGGGAAGGAAGGAAAAUGAUCCAAAGAUGUUGUCGUGGGACGACGCCAAGCGAGGAGGAUGCUGGAGGAUGGAGGCAGCGCUGCUGUUCCUUCCACACUGCUCAGAGGAGCUGGACCCUGCACAGAACCAUGGCCAGGCUGCUCGUGGCCUUCAGGAACUGCGGGCUGUGCCUCCACGGGGAAGGGAAGGGGCUCUGCUCCUCCCACGGUACUUGGAGCAAAAACAACCCAUCCACACCCACCCAGCCAAGCUCGCCUCCUCCCUGGAAACUGGGCUCAGUUCCUCGUUCAGGUGUUCUAUGCAUCUCUAGCAACUUCGAAAACAAUACCAAAGACAGACAAAAAGGAUAAAAAGACAAAAAAAAAAAAAAGAAAAAGAAAAAAAAGGCAAGUUCCCGUCCAUGUUUACUUCGUGCAGAUGGUACAGAGCCACCCUGCCCUGGCACGGGGGCUGGCAGUGCCCGUGCCCAGCCCUGCAGAAAGGAUUUCCCCACGGGAUGUUUGGUUCCAGGAGCAGCUCCGGGGUCGGAGGAGGGUCCCAGCCCGGCCUGCAGCUGCUGGGGGGCUGUGCUGGCAGCCCUGGGGCAGAGGUGCAGGAAUUGCACUGCUGUGCACCCAGAGGAGCUGCGGGGAGGGGCCGGGCUCCAACAAUGGGCAGAGUUUUUACUACUGUGAAUGAGCUGGGAACUGCUGGGGUGACCUCCUGUGACUUGUACAGUUGUGAGCAACAAUCACAUGUGGUACUUUUCUCUCUCUCCUCCCCCCCCCCCCCCCCGUUUUUAUUUUUGGGUUUGUUUUUUGUUUAAACGUUGCACGUGCUGCCGUUUUUCUUACAGAAUAGCUUUGGUGGUACUUUAGCUUCUUUAUAUUGUAAAAAAAGGACAAAAAAAAUUUCCAUUAUCCAUCACAUCACGAUAAAAAUGCUUUCCAGCAAUCAAUUUAAAUAAAAAAGAAAAACACUUAA
Molecule: messenger RNA, 4070 nt
Organism: Passer domesticus (house sparrow)
Lineage: Eukaryota; Metazoa; Chordata; Aves; Passeriformes; Passeridae
Gene: SAMD11
Product: sterile alpha motif domain containing 11
Exons: 14
Coding region: 14-2950 (978 amino acids)
Molecular function (GO): protein binding; DNA binding
Source: RefSeq, a predicted model, not a curated record